Messenger RNA from Dentiscutata erythropus, 273 nucleotides. NCBI's taxonomy places the organism in Eukaryota, Fungi, Glomeromycota, Glomeromycetes, Diversisporales, Gigasporaceae. The record is from the annotation of a GenBank genome assembly.
AUGAGAAAGCAAGUAGUUGAUAUAGUUAAUAACAGAUAUUUAUCUAUAACUCAAGUUUUUCAAUGCCUUCAUCUUGCACCUUCCAUGGUUAAAAGCAUUGUGGAUCACUUUGAUAAAGAGGAUCGAAUUGUUUUUAAACCAUGUGGUGGUGACAGAAGAUCCAAACUAAAUUCCGAGCAUAGAAUUUUUUUAAAAACACAAAUGGAAAUAAAUCCAAGUAUCACGAUUAAUGAAUUGCAUCAAAAUCUUCUUGAACGAUUUUCUGAUUUACAA